Messenger RNA from Falco peregrinus (peregrine falcon), 3116 nucleotides. RefSeq names its product thymocyte selection associated high mobility group box (gene TOX). Gene Ontology annotation, cellular component: nucleus. Gene Ontology annotation, molecular function: chromatin DNA binding. The record is from RefSeq and is a predicted model, not a curated record. The transcript is spliced from 9 exons. Lineage: Eukaryota; Metazoa; Chordata; Aves; Falconiformes; Falconidae. Gene Ontology annotation, biological process: regulation of transcription by RNA polymerase II; leukocyte differentiation. Bases 76 to 1695 code for a protein of 539 amino acids.
CGUGUGCCUGUGCUCAAGCGCGGGGGCUGCGGCGGCGGGGUGAAGCCCUCUCAGUUUCCAGGAAAGAUUUCCCACAUGGUCUCAUCUACCAAUCACAGCAGAAAGGACCAAAUUCAUCCUGGCUGCAUUUCACAUAUACUCAAUGGAGUUAUAGAAUUCAGGGAUAAAUCUGGCCCUUUGUGGUGGAUGCCUAAGGACAUUUCAGGAGGGAUCCCAGAGUUUGACGGUGAGAACAUGUAUAUGAGUAUGACAGAGCCGAGCCAGGACUAUGUGCCAGCCAACCAGUCUUUUCCUGGCCCAAGUCUUGAAAGUGAAGAUUUUAACAUACCUCCUAUAACUCCUCCAUCAUUGCCUGACCACUCCUUGGUGCACUUGAACGAGUUAGAGUCUGGGUACCACUCUCUGUGUCAUCCCAUGAACCACAACGGCCUCCUUCCAUUCCACCCACAAAACAUGGAUCUACCUGAAAUUACAGUUUCCAACAUGCUUGGCCAAGAUGGGACACUGCUUUCCAACUCCCUCUCUGUGAUGCAAGAUUUACGGAAUACAGAAGGAGCCCAGUAUAGUUCCCAUCCUCAGAUGGCAACCAUGAGGCCAAGGGUUCAACCUGCAGAUAUUAGGCAGCCAGGAAUGAUGCAGCAUGGGCAGCUGACUACUAUUAACCAGUCCCAGCUCAGUGCACAGCUUGGUUUGAAUAUGGGUGGAAACAGUGUUCCUCACAACUCGCCCUCUCCACCUGGAAGCAAAUCUGCAACCCCUUCACCAUCCAGUUCAGUCCAUGAAGAUGAAGGAGAAGAUAGCUCUAAGGUCAAUGGUGGAGAGAAGAGACCUGCUUCAGAUAUGGGAAAGAAACCCAAAACUCCCAAAAAGAAGAAGAAGAAGGACCCAAAUGAGCCACAGAAGCCUGUGUCUGCCUAUGCAUUAUUCUUUCGAGACACUCAAGCAGCCAUCAAGGGCCAAAACCCCAAUGCUACUUUUGGUGAAGUCUCUAAAAUUGUAGCUUCAAUGUGGGACGGCUUAGGAGAAGAACAAAAACAGGUAUACAAAAAGAAAACUGAAGCUGCCAAGAAGGAAUAUCUGAAGCAGUUAGCUGCCUACAGAGCAAGCCUUGUAUCCAAGAGCUACAGUGAACCUGUUGAUGUCAAAGCCUCCCCACAACCUCAGAUGAUGAAUUCAAAGCAGUCAGUGUUUCAUGGGCCCACCCAGGCUCACUCUGCACUGUACCUCAGUUCCCACUACCAACAACAACCAGGAAUGAAUCCUCACAUCACUGCCAUGCAUGCCAAUAUCCCCCGUAACAUAGCACCCAAGCCUAACAACCAAAUGCCAGUGACUGUUUCCAUAGCAAACAUGGCUGUGUCCCCACCGCCACCUCUUCAGAUCAGCCCCCCCCUGCACCAGCAUCUCAACAUCCAGCAGCACCAGCCAAUUUCAAUGCAGCAGCCCAUCGGAAACCAGCUACCAAUGCAGGUCCAGUCUGCUUUACAUUCACCUACAAUGCAGCAAGGAUUUACUCUUCAGCCUGACUAUCAGAAUAUCAUCAAUCCAACAUCAACAGCUGCACAAGUUGUUACCCAAGCAAUGGAGUAUGUUCGUUCAGGGUGCAGAAAUCCUCCAGCACAGACUGUGGACUGGAAUAAUGACUACUGCAGUAAUGGGGGCAUGCAGAGGGACAAAGCACUGUACCUUACCUGAAAAUCUGAAACACCUCUCCUUUCCACUGAGGAAUGCAGGGGAGUCUUUUCAUCAUGGAUUGCUUUAUGCAGUCAAGGCAGUUCUGCAUUUUAUUAGGAAAUACAAGUUGCUAAGCACUUAGGACUAUUUGAGCUUGUGGGUCACCCACUCUGGAAAAAAUAGUCUUGCUUCUUUCAUUUUCUCCUCUCCCCACCCGCCCCCCCCAAAAAAAAAUUUUUUUUCUCUUUCUUCCUCCUUUUCCAUCCCUACCCUGAGAUCCUUUAACGGACAUUGCUUUUAUUCUUCCCUGAAGGAAACUUGGACCAUUCAGAUUUUAUGUUGGUUUUUGCUGUGAAGUGCUGCGAUAGUAACUGCCUUAGCAACUGUAGAUGUCUCGGAUAAAAGUCCUGGAUUUUCCAUUGGUUUUUCAUAAUGGGUGUUUAUAUGAAACUACUAAAGACUUUUUAAAUGGCUUGAUGUAGCAGUCAUAGCAAGUUUGUAAAUAGCAUCUAUGUUACACUCUCCUAGAGUAUAAAAUGUGAAUGUUUUUUGUAGCUAAUUGUAAUUGAAACUGGCUCAUUCCAGUUUAUUGAUUUCACAAUAAGGGUUAAAUUGGCAAACAUUCAUAUUUUUACUUCAUUUUUAAACAACUGACUAAUAGUUCUAUAUUUUCAAAGUAUUUGGAGGAAAAAAAAGUAAAAUAUUCCCAAAUGAUAUUAAUUAAAAAUAUUGGCUUUGUUGCAUGAAAUAAACACAAAAAACUAGGGAAAAAAACCUAAUGUUGAUAAAGAGCAACACAUUUAUUUUGUACUGCCUAAAAAAUGCUUCUUUUUUUUAAAGAAAAUCACUUUAUGUGUACUGGUUAGUAAAUGUCAUUUAAGUCCUUUUAUGUAUAAAACUGCCAAAUGCUUACCUGAUAUUUUAUUAGAUGCAGAAACAGAUUGGAGACAGCUAAAUUAUAACCUUUACAUAUGGCUAUGUAUUAUUGUUUCUUCAUACUGUGUCUGUAUUUAAUCUUUUUUAUGGAACCUGUUGCGCCUAUUUAUGAAAUAAUAAAUAUAGGUGUUUGUAAGUAAAUUUGUUAGCAUUUUAAAGAAGUUUCUUUGACGCUUUAACUUUUGCUGGCACAAAUUGUUCACAACUGAUGUGAAUAUUUUAUUUAGUUUUUACAGUGACAUAUAUAAGACCAAACCUGCUUUACUGGCAGAAAAUGAAGGUAACCAAUACUUAUUUCUCUAUUUCUUUGGUUGUUAAGGGAAAAUUAAAAAAAAAAAAUUUAAAAAGGCAUUUUAGGUAGUUCCCCUUUUAAAGCAUUGUAGCAGGAAGUUGCCCAAAACUAAGACUUGAACCAACAAAACUAACUGAAUAAAACUGCAUAAUGCUGCUUCUUGGAACUUCAUCAGUUUUGGUUAAUUAGUCAAGUGGAAUAAAAACAUUACCAA